AUGUCGAUACCCCAUUCCGAAAAAGGUGUUGUUCAUGGUCAUAUCCAUAAUUAUAAUAACCUUACCUAUAUUCACGGUCAUGUUCAUAAUAAUGUGAAGCCGAAAAUGGAGGUGGAUGGUGAAAAUCCCGAUGAAAGUGUAGCUUUAAUUAACCAGUCUGAAAAAUUUAAUAAUGACUGCGCUAAGUUCCGGGACUGUCAGCAUUUUGAGUUUAUCAACUAUCAUAAUUUAAAUCUGUUGCAGGAGGCUACUAGGGAUUCCAAUAUGUUAUUGGCGGCAAAUAACGCUUCGGAGAAUAUCCAAGACGGUGGCGCGGAGAGUAAAAAAAGGAAGCUGAACAAUUGUGUUCAGUGUCAGCCGAAGAUAAUGGAGGUAUGUUGCGGCCAGCCGCACUUGGAGUCCGAGGUUCCUAAGGAUGUUGUCUUGUUUGAGGAGGUGAUGAAUGAUAACCCGCAGCCUAAGGGCGAGGAAGAUAUUGAUUUGCCACACUUUAUGAAUUGCGAGUUUACUUGCCAAGGAAGCGAGCAUUCUACGCAAACGCACGAGACAACGCCUGCUACGACGAUGAAGGGGGAUUCAGAUGAUCAAGUUUUUGAGAAGUUGUGCCAGCAGUGUAUGAAUUAUGAUCCCUGUGAAGAUCCCGAGGGCCAUCAUAACCAGUAUGCGCCCGAGUGCCACAAGCCUAUUUUCAACACUGAGACUGAUAUGUUAAUAUUAAAUGACCUUGUUAACAUCUCGAACAUGUACGAUUUGCCGUACACGAAUCCAGUGGAUCAGUCUGUGAACUUGCUGCACUCUAGUAUUUCGGGUCUUCAUGAUAUGACUGCGAACAUCGAACAUUUGCCAACUGAGAAUGUCCCCCACCAACACCAUCAGCACCACCACCACCACAGGAUAGAGCUCCAUCCCCACGCAUCCUGUAGUAGUCCGAAAGGGGAUCAAAAUCGCGGGUAUACCGAUGACAGACUGACGUCGUCAUUGAAUACUUCAGAGGCUGUGGAGAUAACAGACCAUGAAGCGAAUAAAAACGCUCCUAAACAGCUCAAAACCAACACCAUCAAGUUUAACUGGGCUUUCAAGAACAACGGCGAGACAUUCAGGUGCCUCUGGAAUGGCUGCACUCAUAGCUUUCAGACGCUCCUAGACCUACAAGGACAUGUGUUUAAGGAACAUAUCUAUAACGGCAAUAACGUCACGCAGCCGGAGAACCACUGUCAAUGGAAGGAUUGUACUUUUCUUCCAGAAAAUGAAGAUUCACUUAUUAAUCACAUUAACGGUGCCCACGGCAUUGGAUUUCAAAUCGAGUUCCUUGAUCGCAACGGAACACCUCAAAACUUUAAGCAUACUUGCUUUUCAUCGGCCACCGCCAUAAAGGCAAGAGAAGAUGGCACUUUCCAGUGCAUAUGGGACUCAUGUAACCAGAUAUUCAAUUCGCGCAAGGAUCUUAACGAUCACAUAGAAGUAAGUCAUAUACCUACUGGGAAGUCAUCAUACAAGUGCUCCUGGGGCACAUGCUCCAAGACGUUCACCCAGAGACAGAAGCUUCUUCGUCAUAUCAAAGUGCAUACUGGCCAUAAACCCUACAAAUGUCCCGAUUGCAAUAAGCACUUCAGCACAGAGGAUAUUUUAUCUCAGCACAUGAGAACCCAUUCUGGCGAGAAACCCUUUCAGUGUCAAUAUUGCGACAAGAAAUUUAGCUCUUCCAGCUCUUUAAGAAUUCAUAUCAGGACCCAUACGGGCGAAAAACCUCUCGUCUGUAAAAUUUGCGGUAAGCGUUUUAAUGAGUCCAGUAACCUAAGCAAACACAUGGCUGUCCAUGAAAGGAAGUAUAUGUGUAAAUGUUGCAAACGGAGCUUUGAUAAACUUGAGCAGUACAACCUUCAUGUGGCUAAAUGUGUUUACGCGAAGGCCAAACAACAGUCUUUCCUCGCAUGCAUAAGAUGA
This is a messenger RNA of Eremothecium sinecaudum, 1944 nucleotides long. It is a transcript of the gene ZAP1, whose product is annotated as Zap1p. Gene Ontology annotation, molecular function: RNA polymerase II cis-regulatory region sequence-specific DNA binding; DNA-binding transcription factor activity, RNA polymerase II-specific; zinc ion binding. The record is from RefSeq and is a predicted model, not a curated record. The transcript has a single exon. Gene Ontology annotation, cellular component: nucleus. Bases 1 to 1944 code for a protein of 647 amino acids. NCBI's taxonomy places the organism in Eukaryota, Fungi, Ascomycota, Saccharomycetes, Saccharomycetales, Saccharomycetaceae. Gene Ontology annotation, biological process: regulation of transcription by RNA polymerase II.